Molecule: messenger RNA, 3575 nt
Organism: Drosophila takahashii
Lineage: Eukaryota; Metazoa; Arthropoda; Insecta; Diptera; Drosophilidae
Gene: RhoGAP54D
Product: Rho GTPase activating protein at 54D
Biological process (GO): regulation of small GTPase mediated signal transduction; signal transduction
Cellular component (GO): cytoplasm
Molecular function (GO): GTPase activator activity
Source: RefSeq, a predicted model, not a curated record
CGAACAUCACUAGUUCGGUGGCGUCUCGUUUAAUUUUCAAUUUUAGCAGUUAAAUUUCCGCGAUAAAUGUGAUAAAUGCGCAAUUAUGUGCUCGGGCGACAAACCUUCGGCGAUAAACCAUUCCUAGAACGAAAAUCAAUACGGGCGGAAGUGAAAGGAGUAGGCUUCGGGUUUUCCAAACGAACUUGUCAUUGUCCUUCCCAGCGUUGUUGUUGUUGUUUUUCCUCUACCCGCUGGCCGUCGUUGUUGUUGUGGUUGCCCAGGGACAUCGAAAUCGAAAUCUACAGUGCUAACUCGAUAGUGUCGACGGAUUGACAAAGGAGAACGCGAUGGAAACGCCACAGGGACAGGCGAACCUAAAUGAUUGCAGGGAUCGCGAUUUGGCCACGCGCAUGCGCCGCUGCAACUACGAAAAGUACAAGUCCCUGGUGCGCAUGCACCUGUCCUUUGAAUUGGAGCUGAAUACGGAUGAAUUCGACCUCCCUUGCCACGAAAUCGUCUACGAGGACAAGGGCAAGCUGAAGAAGUGGAACCGCCUGUCCAAGAAACAUCGCCUGGGCCAUGGAGCAGCUGCCGCCACAUCCUGUGCCGCCGGCUCGGGCAGCAAAUCAGUGGGCAAUAGUCCAACAGAGACUCUACAACAGCAAAUAGAUCCUGGCUUCUUAAUGCAUCUGCAAGAGCUCAAGGAGUUCCUCAUGCUGGAGAAGAAUCUCACUCAAGAAGGCCUCUUUCGCAAGGCGGGAGCCGUGUCGCGGCAAAACGAGCUAAGGAUGCACAUCCAGCACGACAAACCCUUGAAUUUAGAGCUGGCUGGCUUCUCGGCCCACGACUGCGCCACCGUUUUCAAGGGCUUCCUCGCCGAGCUGCCCGAACCCCUGCUCACAGACGCCCACUAUCCAGCCCAUCUGCAGAUAGCCCCGCUCUGCCAGGCGCUCAAUGGCCAGGUGGCGGCCACCGCCGAGCGUCAAAGGCAUCUGCUUAACUCCGUGCAGCUGCUGCUCCUGCUGCUGCCCGAAGAGCAUCGCGAUCUCCUGCAGCACAUCAUCGAAAUGCUGCAUGCCGUGGCGCAGCACGAGAAGAGCAACAAGAUGAGCGCCGAGAACUUGGCCACCCUGUUCACGCCCCACCUCAUCUGCCCGCGCCAACUGCCGCCCGAGGUGCUGCACUACCAGGCCAAGAAGAUGGCCAGCAUCGUGACCUACAUGAUCGUACGCGGCCUGGACAUCUUCGAGGUGCCCGGCAAGCUAUCGACCGACAUCCGGGCGUACUUUCUCGAGCGCAAACGAAAGAAAACCAUGUCGCCGGAACAAACGCUCGACGAGUCCAUCUCGGACGUCUCGACGGUCAACACGGUGUACACUUUCGUAGACCGAGCCGCCACUGCGGCGGCCACCAACACGAACAACACGGACACGGAGCUGGCCCAGCUCUAUGCCCACAUCCAGAGCAUGCCGGAGUCCUCCAAGAAGCGGCGACUGAUCAAGCAGUUCAACAAGCAAAACGGGCAGGGCACACCGUUGCAGCUGGUGGUGAUGAAUCGUCUGAAGAACAACGAGGCCACUCGAAGUGCCAAAUCCCUGGGCGAUUCCAUUAAGAAGCACAUCUUCCACAAGAGUCUCAUGUCGCGCACGCCAAAGAGAGUGCCUCCUAGUUUCCACUUGGCUGGAGGACCCGAGACGCCCAACAUGUCGCAUGUGAAACCGCCCAAGAUGCGGGUGCUUUUCCAGAGUCCCACGCCACCCACACCCACCUCAUCGACCAUCACCAGCGUCACCCUGGCCACUAAUCCCCGGCAUCAGCUUCAGAAAUCCAUCUCAUCCGCCUCCCUUAAAAUAGAGACCUCUUCCUCGGACAGCAGCUCCAGCUGUGCGGCCAGCGGCAGCAUCUCGGCGCCAGUGAGUCGCCAGCAGUCGAAGGAGUCGCCUGCUGUUCCUGGCCAAGACCAGGACGAGAUCGAUGCCGACUGCUGUGUGACGCCGCUGAAGAUCAUGUCAGUGGUUGCCAAGCAGCUGAUCGACAAGAAGAGCGUGGCCUGGGACGAGCAUCGACUUUUAGAGGUGGAGGAGUACUCGAAUCCCUCCACGCCAGUCCAGCAAUCUUCGCGCUACAAGUCCGAGCCUAAUCUCUCGAGUAUCCUGCCGCAGGUGGACGCCGAGGAAGAGGACGACGGCGCACUAACGCCCAUUGUGGAGGGGCGCAGCACCAUGACAGCCAGCAGCCACCACAUGGGACGGUCCAUAACUCGCAAACUGAUGAAGGGCGUCAGCAUGGGCAACCUGAGAUUCCCGUUCAGCACGCCGGAGACGACCAAACGGCUGGUGCGCAGUGUUUCGGCCACGCUGCGAAGGCGUCCCAGUGGCGAGGAGGGCAAGCAGAGGGCAGCAGAUGCCCCACUGCUAGAGGAUGUGGAUGACAGCGAUGAAGAGGAGGUGGAUGAUGAGCAGGAAGAAGACGACGACGAUACGCUAUCAGAAAACAAUGGCAGCUCCAACGAACUGCCAGCCCUGAACCUGGGCUACCAGCAGAUCCUGCAGAGCAGCGUGUACCGCAACAUGGAUCUCAUCACGAGCACACCGGCUCUCCACAUGGGUCGGCGUUCCAUGUCGCCCAUCACCAAGUCCACGCAGCGCAUGCCCAAGGCGAUGCAGGAAUCCAUUAUGACUCCCCGCUCCCGAAAACCCGUGAUGCUACUGACCGCCUUGGCUGGCAAUGGCGACAAGCAGCUGAACUUGAGCUUUGCCGAGCAAGAGGAGCAGGAUUCGAUUGGCGGCACGCCUACCAAGCAGCGGGAGCCACCUACGCUGCACAGCGAGGAUGCGACUUCCCUGGGAGGAUAUGCUGAUAUCCUGGGGCAGCAGCAGAGCUUCGCUUUAUUUAACUCCAGACAGCGGACCACGAGCAGCAGCACCAGCAACGAAGACUCAAAGCCAUCGAAUGCCUUGUCCAGUGAUUUCAAGGAAUAUUUGCUAACACGCAGUGUGCUUACCGCCAGUCCCACAGACUUGUCGUUCGCCAGUCGCUCGGAUGAUUUUGGGGGAGCCAGUACCACGCAGGACAUCGACGACUUGGACGAGUCGGAUCUGAGUCCCAGUCUGCUCUACUGCCUGGACGGGAAUGAGCCCACCUUGGCCUCGCCCUUUGGCAGCAGCAACGGUCGAAAGCGAUCGGCGGGAACGCCCCUGAAAACGAAUUUAAUCGCCGACCUGGAUGCGGAUAACAAGGAGAACAUGGAGAACCUCCAGGAGGAGCACUCGCGCACCAAAAAGCUGCUGAUUACUUCUCCCGAGGAGUAUCCGGGCGAAACGGCCCUCUAGCUUUAAGUUUCAUUUAAUAGCCCCCUAGGUAUUUUCAUAAUCUAACGUUAAAACCGUUGUACGGUUUUAAAAAAUCAUCUCUCGUCGAAAAUGUUAAAAGAAAAAAUAAGAUGGCUUCCGUGAAAAAAUGUUUUCGGUAUGACACGUUCUCUCGUUUUUAAUUGGCCGCGUUCUAAAAGUUUUAGUCUAAGAUCUUACAUUUUAAAUGCAUGCCUCGAACAAUUAAAAAAAUAUACAUAUAUAAUUAUAUAUAAUCGGAAA